This is a messenger RNA of Ochotona princeps (American pika), 2006 nucleotides long. RefSeq names its product solute carrier family 22 member 20. Gene Ontology annotation, biological process: transmembrane transport. Gene Ontology annotation, molecular function: transmembrane transporter activity. Lineage: Eukaryota; Metazoa; Chordata; Mammalia; Lagomorpha; Ochotonidae. The record is from RefSeq and is a predicted model, not a curated record. The coding region runs from base 58 to 1782 and encodes 574 amino acids. The transcript has 9 exons. Gene Ontology annotation, cellular component: membrane.
AGCCCCUCUACUUAAGGCCCCCUGGGGGCAGGCUGGGCCUCGGAUCAGGCUGUGACCAUGGCUUUCACAGACCUGCUGGACGCCCUGGGAGGUGUGGGCCGGUUCCAGCUGCUCUCCACCACCCUGCUAUUGCUGCCCUGCGGGCUGCUGGCCUGCCACAACUUCCUGCAGAACUUCACUGCCGCCAUGCCACCCCACCACUGCUGGGUACCUGCCAACCUCACCGAGGCCACCGCCAACACCUCAGGUGCCUGGCUAAGGGCCAUGGUACCCCUAGACCGGCGUGGGCUCCCUGAAUCGUGCCGGCGCUUCAUUGAGCCUCAGUGGACCCUCCUGCGCCCCAACGCCUCUAUCCUCGGGGCUGCCACAGAGAGCUGCAAGGAAGGCUGGGUCUAUGACCGCAGUGUCUUCCCGUCUACCAUCGUGAUGGAGUGGGACCUUGUGUGUGAGGCCCGCACGCUGCGGGACCUGGCUCAGUCCAUCUACAUGGCUGGGGUGCUGGUGGGCGCUGCCGUGUUUGGUGGCCUGGCAGACAGGCUGGGCCGCAAGGCGCCCCUGAUCUGGUCCUACCUGCAGCUGGCGGUCUCAGGGGCUGCCACGGCCUACGUGAGCUCCUUCCGUGCCUACUGUGUCUUCCGCUUCCUGAUGGGCAUGACCUUCUCAGGCAUCAUCCUCAACUCGCUCUCGCUGGUGGUGGAGUGGAUGCCAGCGCGGGGCCGAACAGUGGCAGGCAUCUUGCUGGGCUUCUCCUUCACCGUGGGACAGCUUGUCCUGGCUGGAGUGGCCUACCUCAUCCGGCCCUGGCGCUGGCUGCAGUUGGCUGUCUCUGCUCCCUUCCUGGUCUUUUUCUUCUAUUCUUGGUGGCUUCCAGAGUCGGGACGUUGGCUCCUGCUGCACGGCAAGUCCCAGCAAGCUUUGCAGAACCUGCGCAAGGUGGCAGCGAUGAAUGGGAAAAGGGAGGAGGGCGAGAGGCUGACCCAGGAGGUGGUGAACUCCUACAUCCAGAGUGAGUUUGCGAGCGUCCGCACCUCCAGCUCCAUCCUGGACCUCUUCCGAACCCCGGCCAUCCGCAGGGUCACAUGCUGUCUCGUGGGGGUCUGGUUCUCCAACUCCGUGGCGUACUACGGCCUGGCCAUGGACCUGCACAAGUUUGGGCUCAGUAUCCACCUGGUACAGGCUCUGUUUGGGGUCAUUGACAUCCCAGCCAUGCUGGUGGCUACUGCCACCAUGAUCUACGUGGGUCGCCGGGUCACAGUGGCCUCCUUCCUCAUUAUGGCCGGGCUCAUGGUGAUCGCCAACAUGUUUGUGCCCGAAGCCAUGCAGACCCUGCGCACCGCCCAGGCGGCCCUUGGCAAAGGCUGCCUGGCUAGCGCCUUCAUCUGCGUGUACUUGUUCACGGGCGAGCUGUACCCCACGGAGAUCAGGUGCGCCUACAAAGUGGGGGGGUGUCUUACCCAGCCCUCUGACCUCCCUGCUGGUCCUCUGGUCCCUGGCCAUGGCCCCUCUGAUGUGCCCAUGUGCCGCCCACAGGCAGAUGGGCAUGGGCUUCUCUUCAGUCAGUGCCCGCCUCGGGGGCCUGGCCGCACCCCUGGUCACCACACUCGGGGAGGUCAGUGCCUUCCUGCCACCAGUGAGCUUCGGAGCCACCUCGAUCCUGGCCGGGCUCACUGUGCUCUGCUUCCUGACCGAGACCCGCAACAUGCCGCUGCUGGAGACGAUCGAGGCAAUGGAGAGAAGAGGCCGAGCAGGCCCUCGUGGGACAGCCACAGAAGGGAAGACUGAGGACGUCUCUCUCCAGCCGCUGGGAGCUUCGCCCCUCAAAGAUGCCAUCUAAACUCCCGGGUGCCUGGUACCCGCUGCGGUUCCUCAGCCGGGCUUCUCACCUGCUCCUCCAACACCCCAGGGCGAGGUCAGCCAAAGAACAUGGUGGCCUUUGCCCCAGAGCCACCCACCCUCAGAGUGGCCCCAGCCAGCAACAGCCCAUGAGCCUCACAAACAGCUCAAAA